Messenger RNA from Rodentolepis nana, 459 nucleotides. NCBI's taxonomy places the organism in Eukaryota, Metazoa, Platyhelminthes, Cestoda, Cyclophyllidea, Hymenolepididae. The record is from the annotation of a GenBank genome assembly.
AUGCCAACAAAAAGAAAGUUUUCUGCCAAAUUUCCCACGGCACGUAUUAAGAAAAUUAUGCAGUUAGAUGAUGAGAUUGGCAAGUUGUCGGCGACUGUUCCUCCUGUUGUUUCCAGAGCAUUGGAAUUAUUUGUCAUGCAGCUAAUGACAACGGCGUACAACUUGACCACCUCUCGGAGUUCUAAAACCAUUCUACCUAUUUACCUGAAGGAGGCCAUAGAAUCAGAAGAAGUUUUCGCAUUUCUCAAACCCUUAGUGGCUCACAUUGCUACGGAAGAGACUGUUGAUGGAAAGUCAAAAGCUAGAAAUGGUACUGUUGGUAGAAAACGAAAGUUCGAAGAGAAUCAUUCAGCUCAUCCCCCAUUCGAUGAACCUGGUCACUCAAAUGGCAAACGAAAAUACACACGAAGAAAGACCUCUGAUGCAAUUCCCGAAGGGGACGUAGCAGAAGAUUGUUAA